This is a messenger RNA of Staurois parvus, 330 nucleotides long. NCBI's taxonomy places the organism in Eukaryota, Metazoa, Chordata, Amphibia, Anura, Ranidae. The record is from the annotation of a GenBank genome assembly.
AUGAAUUCUGAGGGCUGCCUCUAUGGAUCGCUUCAUUUUACAGCCGAGUGUCGCUUCAAGGAGAGCGUCUUCGACAAUUACUUUGUCACCUACUCAUCCACGCUUUACCGCCAGCGCAGCUCUGGUCGCGGAUGGUACCUGGGCCUCAGAAAAGAUGGACGGGCCAUGGAGGGCAACCGGGUGAAGCGGCACAGACCCGCUGCCCACUUCCUGCCCAAACUCAGUGAGGUUGCUCUCUAUAAGGAGCCAUCUCUUCAUGAUGUCAUCAAAAAGUCGCCAAAGAGACGUCUGAGCGCGAAGCCCAGCACGCGGGUAAGGGGUGCGCGAUGA